This is a messenger RNA of Cydia fagiglandana, 2478 nucleotides long. Its product is annotated as facilitated trehalose transporter Tret1. NCBI's taxonomy places the organism in Eukaryota, Metazoa, Arthropoda, Insecta, Lepidoptera, Tortricidae. The record is from RefSeq and is a predicted model, not a curated record. Gene Ontology annotation, molecular function: sugar transmembrane transporter activity. The transcript is spliced from 11 exons. Gene Ontology annotation, biological process: carbohydrate transport; transmembrane transport. Gene Ontology annotation, cellular component: membrane. The coding region runs from base 107 to 1561 and encodes 484 amino acids.
AUGUUAAUUCUAUGUUGAACGGUAGUCGAGCUAUCGAGCUGUGAGCAGGUACAUGGCUGACUAAGCUACGAACCGGGCUUGCACGUAUUGUGACGUGCCGUGACGUAUGGACGAGCGAACUUACUCAUACGACCCGGUGCCCGGAGCGCCAGUAAGCCACCGACCAACCAUGGAGAAGGGACAACUGUGGCGGCAGUACGUCAUUGCCGGCGUCGCAAACAUAGCGAUCGCCUCAACGGGUUACUCCAUGGGAUGGACGUCUCCCGUCAACAUCAAGCUGAAAGAUGCCAAUCUGACGGACUCCCCCCUGCCCGCCCCCAUUACCUCUAACGAAGAAGCAUGGAUCGGUUCCAUCCUCACUCUUGGGGCUAUACUAGGUCCAUUCAUCGGAGGUCCCUUAGCAGCCCGCAUCGGUCGCAAAUGGAGUCUGAUCGCCUCAUCCAUCCCUCUGUUCGCUGGCUGGAUCCUUAUAGCGGCCGCUACCGCUGUGGCGUUCCUCUACGCCGGGCGUUUCAUGUGGGGCGUCGGUGUUGGCAUGCUGUUCACCGUGUCUCCUAUGUACUGCGCUGAGAUCGCUACGAAUGACAGCAGAGGCGCGCUCGGCUCGUUCUUACAAGCGUUCAUCACUGUCGGAUUCCUGCUGGUGUAUGCCAUCGGCCCCUUCAUCUCCUACAGCGCGGUAGCUUACGUCGGUGUAGCCUUCGUGGCCGCCUUCGAUUUACUAUUCUUCUUCAUGCCUGAAACGCCUAUCUACUAUCUUUCGAAGAACGACCGAGAGUCUGCCGCCAACUGCCUGAUGACAAUCCGCGGCCAGUCCCGCUCCGGAGUGGAGGCGGAGCUCGACAUCUUGGCCAGCGACGUAGCCGCGUCCAUGGCCAAGACAGCUACGAUCGCCGACGUGUUCCGUGGCAGCAACUUCAAGGCGUUCUACAUCUCUUGCGCGCUGGUGUUCUUCCAGCAGUUCUCGGGUAUCAACGCAGUUCUCUUCUACAUGACCAACAUCUUUGAGGCCGCUGGUUCUGGCCUGGACUCUUCCAUUGCUACUAUCAUUAUUGGAGCGGUGCAGGUGGGCGCGUCGUGCGUGACGCCGUUCGUCGUGGACCGGCUGGGGCGACGCAUGCUGCUCCUGUUCUCUGCCUGCGGUACCACCAUUGGUUUGGUCCUCCUCGGCAUGUUCUUCCUCCUGGACGACCUGGACAGCCCCGUGGUCUCCAGCAUCGGCUUCCUCCCCAUCCUGUCACUGGUGGUGUUCAUCGUGACGUACUGCGUGGGCCUGGGCCCGCUGCCGUGGGCGGUCAUGAGCGAGCUCUUCCCCAUCGAAGUGAAGGCGCAGGCCGCACCUAUUGCUACUGCUUUCUGCUGGACGCUGUCCUUCUUGGUCACUAGGUACUUCGGGCCAAUCUCGGAGGUACUUGGAAUGUACGUAGCCUUCUGGAUCUUCGGAGUCUGCUGCAUCAUCGCGUUCUUCUUCACGCUGUUCCUGGUGCCAGAGACCAAGGGCAAGAGCUUCGCGGAGAUUCAGGAGAUGCUUUCUGGAAAACCAUCAAAAGGAAAGGCGUAACCUACCUUCAAGGGAACUACCCACCGAUGAGUGGCAACACCAGAAAAAGCGCCAACUUACGGUACGAUAUUUGCGGUUAGCAAACUGACAAAACAACGCAAAUAUACUUCUAACCCUGUGACAAAACAACUAGUUCCUAUUUCUUCUGCAGCAGAGUUAAGCUGGUAGCUCUCCUAGUGAUUUACCAUAUAGGUAUCUUUGCGAAGUAUUCGACUUCGCCGUUUUAGUAAAAGCUACUUUGUUGUGUUUUACAUAAAGUUUAUAUUUAAUUGUUGUUACGAGAGUACGUAUUAUAUUUUUUAGCAAUAUUAUAAUAGUCCUGAUGACCUGGCAUAUUUUCACUUAAAUUUAGUCAAUAGCUAGUAACACUGCAAUAUGAUUUUAUUUUUUAAACUGAAAGAACCCUGUACGAAUUUAUACUUUUUUACUACGCGAAUUAUUUAAUUUCGAUUAAAAUUAUUGUGAAUAUAUCGUAUAGAAUAUAAUAUAUUAAAGAAUUUACUUUUAAGUGCCUGUACACGUGAGUACAAAAAAUAGAGGUCAGACUAAGUAUAUGAAUUGUGAUAUAAAUACAGAAUAAUGGGUAAAAAUCCUGUCAAAAACUUUAUUUAUAUUUCAAAGACCCAGUGCCAUUUCCCAGUGAUUUUUUUGUAGGUAAGGUACCAAUAUUUUGAAGGGAUUUUUACUCAUGCGAGUAAAGUAAGUUAUACUUAAUUUAUAAAUUAUAAAUAAUAAUGUUAAAAUUAAGUUUUUGUUUGACUAGCUCGAUGGAGUCAGUUUUUAUUUAGAAUAAUAUUUUAUAUUAAACUACCUGAAUUUGACAUUGUUUAUAAUUGGAUGUAUAUAAUUAUUUACUUCAAUUUCGAGCUGUUGGUAAUGAUGUUAUUUCGUUGACGAAUAAAAUUUUUAUAAUUUCA